AUGCAUGCGACCUCCAGCCCCAUCGGCUCGUUAAAGCCUGUCCCGUCGUUCUCCUACACUCAACAGACGCUAUUCGCCAAUCUCACCUGUGCCAAGCGCGACCACCUGACCAAGGCCAUGCCUCCAUGUCGCACCCAUCAUUUCGCGGACAGUAUCGAGAAAUUCUUCUUCAGCGAUCUUCCAGCUGAGCUCCAGGAAGUGCUCAUCCCUGGUCUCCUAGGCCACAGCCAUUGGAGGCCUGCCAACUACUUCUCUGUCGAUGUUAACGAUCCCUUGUCCCAUUCCAAUUCCCUUUGGGGAUACAGCGGACUACAUCAAUUGAAGCUUGAGCAGACGCAUCCAGAUUAUUUUAUGGCUACUGGUCCAUUCGAGGAUCAGUGGGAUCUCUCUACCGGUUGGAAUGUUCGUGGACCUCUCGAGAAGAAGAUAUGCUUUACCUACAUCCCCCGCGCAUGCAAAGGAGAGACAGGGAAGAGUACUCUCAGAGUCACCCAGAAGAGCCCAAGUGGUAUGRCUCGCCCACCGGUACCAUACCAGAUUCCGGUUGAGAGAUUUCGCGGGGCUGAGCCAUUCCAACUAAAUGUCCAUCUGCGAAAUUUCGGCCGAGUUACAUUCUCCUCCAUGGUACGCAUCGCCUCCCUCCGAGCGUACAACUAUCUCUGCGCCGGGCGCCUCAUCGACAUACAUUGGGUUUACUCAAUGGAGGAAGGUUUACAGACAAAUCCUGCCUUGUCCGAUCUCACCGAGACCGUCCCAGAGUUGUGCUUGGCAUUAGAGGGCAUUGGUCGCGACUUUGUCGCCGAGAAUAAGAUCUUUUUUGAGUCACCCUCGACUGCACACAGACUGCACAGUGUCGUUGCCUUCUCUGAGUAUGUCUGGGACCGCCUCGUCGUGCUCUCGCUAUCUAUGGAGGUGCUUGCCGACAUCCGCGAGCUACAGCCCGGCAAAUUCCAGUGGGAUGACAAUACCCGAAAGAAGAUUGUACGGUCAGAGCAGGUAAUACCACGAUAA
This is a messenger RNA of Ramularia collo-cygni, 1011 nucleotides long. RefSeq lists its product as uncharacterized. The transcript has a single exon. The record is from RefSeq and is a predicted model, not a curated record. The coding region runs from base 1 to 1011 and encodes 336 amino acids. NCBI's taxonomy places the organism in Eukaryota, Fungi, Ascomycota, Dothideomycetes, Mycosphaerellales, Mycosphaerellaceae.